This is a messenger RNA of Pelecanus crispus (Dalmatian pelican), 477 nucleotides long. NCBI's taxonomy places the organism in Eukaryota, Metazoa, Chordata, Aves, Pelecaniformes, Pelecanidae. The record is from RefSeq and is a predicted model, not a curated record.
UACCUCUCCCAGCCCCAAGUGUCCUCUGACGACCUGAGGACUGCUUCCAAAAUUGUCCGCUGGCUCUGCAAGCAGCAAAACCCCUACGGGGGCUUUGCCUCCACACAGCUGAAGAGGCAGAAGCUGGUGAAGAAGGUGGAGGUGCAGCCCGACCAGGUGACAAUUUACCUGGACCAGCUGACAAAGGAGGAGGAGACCUUCGCCUUCACCGCCACGCAGGACUUCCCGGUGAGGAACCUUCAGCCGGCCACUGUGACGCUGUACGACUACUACGAGACGGGUGACCGCGCAGAUGCUGCCUACAGUGCACCUUGCAGCUCAGGGCUCAGCACCCACCGUCCUGCGACUUCGGUGACAAAUAUGGCCCAGGGAGCUGUCGCCCUGGACCACAACCUCUCUGGGGACAGUGAGGGCUGGUGUGGAUGCUCGUGCCAUCUCCGCAAUGCAGCAGUCUCCCACGAGAGCCAGCAACGGUGA